Mucor mucedo is the source of this 288-nucleotide messenger RNA. RefSeq lists its product as uncharacterized. Gene Ontology annotation, biological process: maturation of 5.8S rRNA; regulation of gene expression. The coding region runs from base 1 to 288 and encodes 95 amino acids. Gene Ontology annotation, cellular component: nucleolus; exosome (RNase complex). Lineage: Eukaryota; Fungi; Mucoromycota; Mucoromycetes; Mucorales; Mucoraceae. Gene Ontology annotation, molecular function: RNA binding; DNA binding. The record is from RefSeq and is a predicted model, not a curated record. The transcript is spliced from 2 exons.
AUGGAAACCGUUUCUCAAGAAAUCCCAAAGAAGGCAGUGCGUGCCUUAAGAGCUCGUUUACAUACGGUGAAAAAGCAUUUGGAGCCUAUUUUUUCCAAGCCUUUAAGUGACGUUUAUACCAAAUUGCCUAUCAGCGAACGCUACGAGUUGGAAGUCUUAUUGUCAUAUAGUUUAAACACCUUAUAUUAUAUUUAUUUGAGAACACAAGGAUCCGAUCCUGCUAAACACGAUGUCAUGAAAGAAUUGGUAAAAAAAAAAAAAAGACGGUUCGAGAAAAUGAAUAAAUGA